AUGGUCAACGUUGUCCAACCCGUUCGCAGUUGGGCUGGAAGGCUCUGCGGUGCGUUCCAAUCCAAGGAGGCCUUCCUUCAAUACGUUCAUACCGACGGCAACGCUCAUGCUCAACACUCAUGGACAAACGAGGACCUGAAGCCCUCCCCACCUGAGAUGGUGAACUGGCAGUGGUACAACUUCUGUCUCUUCUGGUUUGGCAUGGGCUUUGGCAAUUGGACUUUGGGUUCCAGUCUUGUCGGGGCAGGUCUCUCGUGGUGGCAAGCGACCAUCGCCGUCUGGAUUGCCGCCUUCGUCUCCGGCACCUGCAUGGCGCUCAACUCGCGUGCGGCUGCCAACUACCACGUCGGCUACCCCGUCAUCCUGCGCACCUGCUUUGGCAUGUAUGGCCAUUACUGGCCCGUCCUGGCGCGUGCAGUCUGCGCAUGUGUGUGGGUGUCCGUCAUCACAUUCCAAGGUGGUGCCUUUGUUUCGACAAUGAUCCACUGCGUUGUCGGGCAGAAGUGGAACAACCUCGCCGUGCAGUUCCCUAAUUCUGUCGGCACGACGGUGCAGCGCUUCGUCGGCUUCCUCAUCUUCUGGGCGAUCGAGCUCCCCUUCUGCUGCCUCCGCCCGACACAGCUGCGUUGGCUAUACACAUUCAAGGCGUGGACACUGCCCCCCUCUGUCAUCGGCCUGCUUAUCUACUGCCUCGUGCAGAGUAAGGGCGAGCUGGGGUCCACCGCAGCGUUGGCUGGGACAACUGCUCUCCCAAAAGGUUCCGUUCUUGCAUGGCUGUGGGUCAGCUCCAUCAAUUCGUGCAUGGGUAACUGGUCAACCUUCAUCGCGAACAUGCCCGAUUUUUCGCGGUACGCGAAAAACCCUAAAGCCGUGUUCUGGACACACAUUCUCUUCGUGCCAUUCCCCGCAGCCAUCGUAUGUAUCCUAUUCCAUUUCACACUCUAUUGUGACGCUCAUAUUCCGCGCAGGGGGGAAUGA
Molecule: messenger RNA, 978 nt
Organism: Postia placenta MAD-698-R-SB12
Lineage: Eukaryota; Fungi; Basidiomycota; Agaricomycetes; Polyporales; Adustoporiaceae
Exons: 4
Coding region: 1-978 (325 amino acids)
Biological process (GO): transmembrane transport; nucleobase transport
Cellular component (GO): plasma membrane
Molecular function (GO): nucleobase transmembrane transporter activity
Source: RefSeq, a predicted model, not a curated record